This is a messenger RNA of Octopus sinensis (East Asian common octopus), 517 nucleotides long. Its product is annotated as leucine-rich repeat and immunoglobulin-like domain containing-NOGO receptor-interacting protein 4. The coding region runs from base 152 to 490 and encodes 112 amino acids. Lineage: Eukaryota; Metazoa; Mollusca; Cephalopoda; Octopoda; Octopodidae. The record is from RefSeq and is a predicted model, not a curated record. Gene Ontology annotation, molecular function: protein binding. The transcript is spliced from 4 exons.
AUCGGAUAGCAGCCGGAACGGGAGACUAAAAAUUUAUAUGAGGCAAUAGAAUAUUCAGAUAAGUGGAUAAAACUUUUAAUUUCUGUAGAAACUUUGAAACUGAAGUAAUAUUUGGAGUCGGCGUUAUAAAGAUAAAUCUACGCCUGGCAAUAUGUUUCACCACGUAGUAUCAUAUAGACGGUCUCUUGUGUUGAUACUGUGUACGAUAUUGUUUUUGGAGACUCAAGCUGAUUCAGAUAUAUGCAAGAAAUGUACUUGCAAUUCACUUACAACGAGAAUAAAUUGUGCACAUCGCAAUUUACCAUCGAUUCCACAACCAAUUCCGACGAAUGUUGAAUAUUUAGAUCUGCGAGGGAACAAGAUUUCAACCAUCAAAGAAGGAGCAUUCACGGGGCUUUCGAAUUUAAAGACAUUAAAUCUGCGAGGGAACAACAUUGCAACCAUUAAAGAAGGAGCAUUCACGGGGCUUUCAAAUUUAAAAUACUUGUAAGUUCGUUCAGUUUCUUGAUACUAUUUU